Nannochloropsis gaditana CCMP526 is the source of this 1273-nucleotide messenger RNA. Its product is annotated as 2 -phosphodiesterase 12-like protein. Gene Ontology annotation, cellular component: mitochondrion. The transcript is spliced from 8 exons. Gene Ontology annotation, molecular function: 3'-5'-RNA exonuclease activity. Gene Ontology annotation, biological process: nuclear-transcribed mRNA catabolic process, deadenylation-dependent decay. The record is from RefSeq and is a predicted model, not a curated record.
CUGCUCUCCUACUCUCCGGACCUGGUCUGCCUCCAAGAGGUCGACGAACGUGUAUUUCGCGAGCUCCUCUCCCCUGUCCUCUUAUCUUCAGGUCUAGCAGGCUUCCACCACUCCAAAUGCGGCAAUACCCGCGAGGGUGCCGCCCUCUUUUACCGGCUGGAGCGCCUGGCCUGUAUGGGCACGUUUGACUUCGAGAUGCGGGAAGCUUUCGACAGGAAAGAUAAUCCUUUCAAGCCCCUCCAAGACCGCUAUCCUGCACUUCGCGCCAUUUUGUGUGAAAAACUGACGACGGUCGGACAGAUCGUGCUUUUGCGUCUCGAGAUGGCCACCCUGGUGAGAGAAAUGACUGCCCGGCAGGGCGAGAUCGAGGACAAGUUCGGCGUGCGACCUCGUCUGGUCCUGUGCGGCGACCUGAAUAGCACCCCCACUACCGCCACGAUCCGCUACCUGCGCGGGGAGACGAUCGGCCCGGAGGACGAAGUCUGGGAGCACCUCCACGUCUUCGGGUGGGGCAAGCGGCAAGGCGAGGGAGAGGAAAAGGAGGAAGGGGAGGCGGCAGCGACGGCGGCGGUCCUCGAAGCAGAAGAGGGAAAGAAGGGCGGGGAGGAGGGAGGGGAUGGGAAGGCUGUAGCGGUUGAUGAUGGCAGGGAGAGUAGGGGGAGAGAGACUCUCCUUUCCAGCCGCGCGACGCCGCGCGUGGAGGCGCGGGAAGAAAAAGAGAAGGAGAAGAACUCUAAGGAGAAAGGGAGCAUGGCCUCAGACGGGGACGUGAUCCCCACGCUGUGCUUGACACGACCUUUUUUCAGUGCCUGUGGCUUACCCGACUUCACGAACUACGUGCAGGGCUUUGUCGAGACUUUGGAUUACAUUUUCUUGGAGUCGGAGGCCCCAGUCCCAUUGGAUCCCUCCGGUGCGAGCUUCUCCGUGCUGUCGGUAGGCGCCAUGCCGACCAGGGAGGAGGCGGGUCAGGACACGGCGUUGCCGUCCUGGCAGGCGCCCUCGGACCAUGUGAGCAUCCUUUGCGAUGUCCGCGUGCAGUGAGGGAGGCGGAAUUAGAGGAGGGGAGAGAGGAAGAUGGGGGCUGAAAACAGACGGGGGACGGCACUACAUCUUCACGAUUUUUGGGAGGGGAAUCAUAGGUGGUGUAUUGCGGUGACAUAGAGAAAAGUCUCGAUUGAAACAUAAAUUGGGUCGUAGAAAGCAUAACGGAAGUACUGAUUCCUCCUGCAAGGGGACCCUGGCUGUGAAUGGUGGCUGGGCGGGUCUGUUUUGA